This is a messenger RNA of Theobroma cacao (cacao), 1639 nucleotides long. It is a transcript of the gene ATSTE24, whose product is annotated as Peptidase family M48 family protein. Gene Ontology annotation, molecular function: metalloendopeptidase activity. Gene Ontology annotation, biological process: CAAX-box protein processing. The record is from RefSeq and is a predicted model, not a curated record. Lineage: Eukaryota; Viridiplantae; Streptophyta; Magnoliopsida; Malvales; Malvaceae.
AGCUCUAAAACCCUCCUCAGCUCCUCUCUCUCUCUCUCUCUCUCUCCCAGCAUUCUUCAUUGAUACGACAUGGCGUUCCUCUACAUGGAAGCUGUUGUUUGUUUCAUGAUAUUAAUGUACUUCUUUGAAACUUAUCUGGAUCUGCGACAACAUGCUGCUCUCAAACUGCCAACUCUUCCAAAAACAUUGGAAGGUGUAAUCAGCCAAGAGAAAUUUGAAAAGUCUCGAGCCUAUAGUCUUGAUAAGAGCCACUUCCAUUUUGUUCAUGAGUUUGUGACAAUCUUGAUGGACUCUGCAAUUUUGUUCUUCGGCAUAUUGCCUUGGUUUUGGAAGAAAUCAGGAAAUUUCUUGCCUUUAGUUGGUCUAAAUGCAGAGAAUGAAAUACUGCACACCCUUGCAUUUUUAGCUGGUGUUAUGAUAUGGUCACAGAUCACUGACUUACCCUUUUCUCUCUAUUCAACUUUUGUGAUUGAGGCCCGACAUGGUUUCAACAAACAAACAAUAUGGUUGUUCUUUAGGGACCUUAUCAAAGGAAUGUGUCUUGCUAUUGUACUUGGUCCACCCAUUGUUUCUGCUAUUAUUGUGAUAGUACAGAAAGGAGGUCCAUAUCUGGCUAUCUAUCUUUGGGCAUUUAUGUUUGUCCUUUCUCUAGUGAUGAUGACACUUUACCCUGUUCUAAUAGCCCCACUCUUUAACAAGUUUACCCCUCUUCCAGAUGGAGAGCUCAGGCUUAAGAUUGAGAAACUUGCUUCCUCCCUUCAUUUUCCGUUAAAGAAGUUAUUUGUUGUUGAUGGAUCCACAAGAUCAAGCCAUAGCAAUGCGUAUAUGUAUGGGUUCUAUAAGAACAAGCGCAUUGUCCUUUAUGACACUUUGAUUCAGCAGUGCAAAAAUGACGAGGAAAUUGUAGCUGUUAUUGCUCAUGAACUGGGGCAUUGGAAGCUUAAUCAUACCAUGUACUCGUUUAUUGCUGUGCAGAUUCUUACAUUUUUGCAAUUCGGAGGUUAUACUCUGGUCAGGAACUCAACUGAUCUUUUCCGAAGUUUUGGGUUUGACACACAGCCAGUACUAAUCGGCCUUAUCAUAUUUCAGCAUACUGUAAUACCAAUCCAACACCUUGUAAGCUUUGGUCUCAAUCUUGUAAGCCGGUCCUUUGAAUUUCAGGCUGAUGCGUUUGCUAAGAAGCUUGGCUAUGGAUCUGCAUUGCGUGCUGGUCUUGUGAAGCUGCAGGAAGAAAAUUUGUCAGCUAUGAAUACAGAUCCAUGGUACUCUGCGUAUCACUACUCUCAUCCUCCCCUGGUAGAAAGAUUGGCUGCAAUUGAUGAACCUGACAAAAAGGAAGACUGAUAUGGAGGAAAAUAUCCAGACUGGCUUUGGGAUUAUUUCAUUUAAUUGUAAUACUUCUUGAUCUGUAUGAGUUGCAUCAUCUUAAGUUUAACUAGUCCAGGCAAGCACACUUAUUAGUCAGAACCUAGUUUACAGGAACUAAACAAAAAGAAGCAAGAGAAAGGGAUUGGGAAAAACAUGGAAUGCAACAAAGCUUUGAUUAGUAUGUCCUGUCCUGUUCUAUAUCGUCGUCUACGGUCUUUGAAUUUUGCCUCAUCUACGGGUCUUGUUAUAAUAAUUAAAGCUUAAUUGAUGG